Messenger RNA from Vicia faba (fava bean), 1284 nucleotides. The record is from the annotation of a GenBank genome assembly. Lineage: Eukaryota; Viridiplantae; Streptophyta; Magnoliopsida; Fabales; Fabaceae.
AUGGCGGGUCGCAGAGAUGCCAUACUCACCAGAGACAAAAACCAUCAAAUCACCGCUUCUCGAAUCGCCAUCGCCGUUUUCGUCGGUGUUCUUCUUGGCUGCAUCUUCGCUUUCUUCUCACCACACGGUUUCUUCACUUCCAUUCCAACUCCUCCUAUUCUCAAUCACAAGGUGGCUUUGUCUGCCUGUGAAACGCCGGAACAACUUAAUGCGUUGAAAUUGAACAUUCAAUCAGCUAAAGAGAAAAACUCUGACUUGAAGAAGGAGGUGAAAAGUCUAAUGGAAAGGUUGCGUUUGGCGGAGCAAGGAAAGGGUCAUGCGAGGGAACAAUUUGUUGUGCUUGGUGAGAAUCACAAGGCUGGUCCUUUUGGUACUGUCAAGGCUCUCAGAACGAACCCUCCUGUUAUUCCUGAUGAGUCGGUGAAUCCUAGAUUGGCAAAACUCUUGGAGGAAGUUGCUAUUUAUAAAGAGGUUGUUGUUGUUCUGGCUAAUACUAAUGUGUUGGAGAUGUUGGAAGUAUGGUUCACCAAUGUCAAGAGGGUUGGCAUUCUUAAUUAUUUGGUUAUAGCAUUAGAUGACAAAAUCCAAGAGUUUUGUAAGUCGAAUGAUGUUCCUGUCUAUAGAAGAGACCCGGAUGAAGGUGUUGAUUUGAUUGCCAAGUCGGGUGGGAACCAUGCUGUUUCGGGAUUGAAAUUUCGCAUUUUGAGAGAGUUUCUGCAACUGGGUUAUAGUGUUCUCCUCUCGGAUGUUGAUAUUGUGUAUUUGCAGAACCCCUUUGAUUAUAUUUAUAGGGAUUCAGAUGUGGAGUCAAUGUCGGAUGGUCAUAAUAAUUAUACGGCUUAUGGAUAUAACGAUGUCUUUGAUGAACCUUCAAUGGGUUGGGCUAGAUAUGCUCAUACCAUGAGAAUAUGGGUUUAUAACUCUGGCUUUUUUUACAUAAGACCUACACUUCCUUCAAUUGAGCUUUUGGAUCGCGUUGCCGACCGGCUUUCUAAAGAGAAAGCAUGGGAUCAGGCAGUUUUUAAUGAAGAGCUCUUUUCCCCUUCACAUCCUGGUUAUGAUGGACUUCAUGCUGCAAAGAGAACAAUGGAUAUGUACCUUUUUAUGAACAGUAAGGUUCUGUUCAAGACUGUGAGAAAAGAUGAUAAACUCAAGAAGUUGAAGCCCGUGAUUGUACAUGUUAACUACCAUCCUGAUAAACUUGUAAGGAUGAAGGCUGUAGUUGAGUUCUAUGUCAACGGGAAACAAGAUGCGCUCGACAGUUUCCCUGAUGGUUCUGAUUAG